This is a messenger RNA of Puntigrus tetrazona (Sumatra barb), 3007 nucleotides long. It is a transcript of the gene slc11a2, whose product is annotated as solute carrier family 11 member 2. The transcript has 17 exons. Gene Ontology annotation, cellular component: plasma membrane. Gene Ontology annotation, biological process: metal ion transport. The record is from RefSeq and is a predicted model, not a curated record. Bases 296 to 1936 code for a protein of 546 amino acids. Gene Ontology annotation, molecular function: iron ion transmembrane transporter activity; manganese ion transmembrane transporter activity; cadmium ion transmembrane transporter activity. Lineage: Eukaryota; Metazoa; Chordata; Actinopteri; Cypriniformes; Cyprinidae.
CGCGUCAGACUGUCACGUGACCCUGCGCUCGGGACUCUUAUUUUGACACGCACCGCUCCUGUCACCUUCGCGUCCUCAUGGCCGGAGACUGCAGCGGCUCUUCAUCCUCCUGCUCCUCCUCUUCCUCCUCAGGUGACGAUUAAAGCGGCGAGGUCACCAGCACUUCCUCCGUUUCCCACAAUCCUUUGCUGCUGAUCAGUUGAAUGAAAGCGAGCGCUGAGAAGAAGAGUCUUCAUCUCCUUUAGGGUCACUGAUCAUCUCUUGGGUUUGUCUACUCUGAGCACUCGUGGAGCUCAUGAAGACCGAGCGGGACGGAGACGGUGCUCUGGAGGAGAGCGGCUCUCAGGAGCCUGACCUCUACAGCCCGGUGUCUCCGGCCCCGCAGCAGGAGCCCGUCUCCACAUACUUCGAGGAGAAGGUCCCCAUCCCUGAGGAUGACGUCACUAAGCUCUUUAGCUUUCGGAAACUCUGGGCCUUCACUGGGCCGGGCUUCCUGAUGAGCAUCGCCUACCUGGACCCCGGGAACAUCGAGUCUGACCUUCAGUCUGGGGCGAGAGCGGGAUUCAAGCUGCUCUGGGUUCUGCUGGGUUCCACUAUCAUCGGUCUGCUGCUGCAGCGUCUGGCCGCUCGUCUCGGGGUGGUGACUGGGAUGCAUCUGGCCGAGGUCUGCAACCGUCACUACUCUACGGUGCCGCGGAUCAUCCUGUGGCUGAUGGUGGAGCUGGCCAUCAUCGGCUCUGACAUGCAGGAGGUCAUCGGCUGCGCCAUCGCCCUCAAUCUGCUGUCGGUCGGCAGGAUUCCUCUGUGGGCUGGAGUGUUGAUCACCAUCGUCGACACCUUCGUCUUCCUGUUUCUGGACAAGUACGGUCUGAGGAAGCUGGAGGCGUUCUUCGGGUUCCUCAUCACCAUCAUGGCUCUCAGCUUUGGUUUCGAGUACGUGCGAGUGGCUCCAGACCAGGGCGAGGUGCUGAAGGGCAUGUUCUUGCCGUACUGCAGCGGCUGUGGACCCACGCAGCUGGAGCAGGCCGUGGGGAUCGUGGGAGCCGUCAUAAUGCCCCACAACAUCUACCUGCACUCGGCUCUCGUGAAGUCCCGAGACAUAAAUCGAGCAAACAAGAAGGAGGUGAAGGAGGCCAACAAGUACUACUUCAUCGAGUCCUCCAUCGCUCUCUUCGUCUCGUUCCUCAUCAAUGUGUUUGUGGUGGCCGUCUUUGCAGAGGCCUUUUAUGGCAAGACCAACAUGGAAGUGAGUCAGCAGUGCAACGAAACAGGAAGUGCUCACAGUGAGCUGUUCCCAGCCAACAACGAAACCCUGGAGGUGGACAUCUAUAAAGGGGGUGUGGUUCUGGGCUGUUUUUUCGGCCCGGCUGCGCUGUAUAUCUGGGCCAUCGGGAUCCUCGCCGCUGGACAGAGUUCAACUAUGACCGGAACCUACUCGGGUCAGUUUGUGAUGGAGGGCUUCCUGAACCUGCGCUGGUCCCGCUUCGCCCGUGUGCUGCUGACCCGCUCCAUCGCCAUCUUCCCCACGCUGCUGGUGGCCGUCUUCGAGGACGUCCAGCAUCUGACCGGCAUGAACGACUUCCUGAACGUGCUGCAGAGCAUGCAGCUGCCCUUCGCUCUCAUCCCCAUCCUGACCUUCACCAGCCUGACCUCGCUGAUGAACGACUUCGCCAACGGACUCGUCUGGAAGAUCGGCGGAGGUCUGCUCGUCCUGGUGGUGUGUGCCAUCAACAUGUACUUCGUGGUGGUGUACGUGACGGCCCUCAACAGCACCAUGCUCUACAUCUUCUCCGCCCUGCUGUCCGUCGCCUAUCUCAGCUUCGUCUGUUACCUGGUGUGGCGCUGUCUGAUCGCUCUGGGCGUCUCUCGUCUGGACUUCAGAGGCUCGUAUCCUCCCUCGGUUCUGGUGGAUGAACAGCCGGAGUUUGACUCCUGAUCACUCAGAGUUUCUUCUUCUUCUGAUGUGAGGAGCGUUCUUACUGUAACUGACAGUUCGAUCCAAAAAUCACGUUUUCCUGCUUCAGUCCUGAUCUUUAUGUAGAUCUACUAUUGUAGAUCUGACAGGACCGACAGAAAACGUAUUUACUGCAACAGCUGAAGAAAUAUGAUUCCUAACAGAGAGUACACCGAGUGUAGAAUCAGAGUAAAGAUAAUUCAACAGUACAGAUUAGAAAUAUUUAAUGACUCACUAACUUACUAAUGAGCUGCAGACUAGAUUGUUCUUAUCAUGAAUAAGUCAAGGAAGUGAUUUUAUGACUCUUUGCCCUAAAACAAGUGUUUUAAUGUCUGAACGAAAGAGAAAGAAGUAUUUAUUUUAUCAAAGGAAGAUUUUUUUCAUUUCAAAGAUUGUGUUGUUAUUGGCGGUUGAUUUGAGUUUAGUUGCAUCACUACUUCAGAGUUUCUGAACAAAAUAAAAAGAUUAGUUUAUGCAGCUUUAAAAAAAAAACAAAAAAAAACCAAAUGAAAACAGAAGCCACAGAAGUGCCUUGAAGUCUCUGUUUGGUGUCCGUGUCCUGUCUGAGGUCUUCUUUAGGAGACGCUCGUGAUCGUGAGGUUGGUUUUCUGCUAGUAACUGAUGAUGUUUGUGUCGCAGCGAUCUGAAACACAUUCCCAAAGUCUUUCAGCUGAGAGAGAUGUAUUUGUUUUAAGACAUGAACCUUAUAUACUUGAUGAACUGAGUCUGGACACACUGUACACAUUAAUAAAAGCCCAAAAUGUCAUCAUGAAGUAUCAAAUGUUUUAAUGUGACAGAAACAAACAGUAUCUGAGGAUCGAGGAGAAACUAAUCAAAUAUUAGCCCAGCUGAACAAGUGCUUUCUUCUUAAGUUUAAUAGUGUUUCAGUACAUCUCGAGCUCUUCUAAGUGUUCACUAGUAAUAAUACGUUACACGGUGAGGUGAUAGUCACUAUUUAUUAUUACUUAUGACCUGUAUCUCGUUUUUCCACAUUGAUUUAAAGAGGAUAAUCUUGUACCAUAUUGAUAUUAAAAUACAGAGAACAAGAAAAUA